Messenger RNA from Delphinapterus leucas (beluga whale), 1998 nucleotides. It is a transcript of the gene SLC16A4, whose product is annotated as solute carrier family 16 member 4. NCBI's taxonomy places the organism in Eukaryota, Metazoa, Chordata, Mammalia, Artiodactyla, Monodontidae. The record is from RefSeq and is a predicted model, not a curated record. Gene Ontology annotation, biological process: transmembrane transport; monocarboxylic acid transport. Gene Ontology annotation, molecular function: monocarboxylic acid transmembrane transporter activity.
GCAGGAGUGCCUAAAUUGGCUCUAACCCUGGGCUCUCAUAAUGCUUGCUUGUUUUCACAGGGCAGAAGAAUGAAACGCCUUAGAAAAAGAGCAACAUUCUGGAAAAUUGUAUAGUUUCUUUUUCUUCCCAGAUUGUCUCAAGUCUGUGGAGGAUUCCCUUGCUACACACCACAUCAAAGGGAUCUUCUGCAUUUAAAACAAACGAAGCGUCAUGCUGAAGAGGGAGGGGAAGGUCCGACCCUACACGAAAACCCUGGAUGGAGGUUGGGGAUGGAUGGUUGUGUUUCAUUUCUUCCUGGUAAAUGUAUUCGUGAUGGGGAUGACCAAGACUUUUGCAAUUUUCUUUGUGGUUUUUCAAGAAGAGUUUGAAGGCACCUCAGAGCAAACUGGUUGGAUUGGAUCCAUCAUGUCAUCGCUUCGUUUUUCUGCAGGUCCCCUAGUUGCUGUUAUUUGUGACAUAAUUGGAGAGAAAACUGCCUCCAUUCUUGGGGCUUUCCUUGUUACUGGUGGAUAUCUGAUCAGCAGCUGGGCUACAAGCAUUCCCUUUCUUUGUGUGACUAUGGGAUUUUUACCUGGUUUGGGUUCUGCUUUCCUGUACCAAGUCGCUGCUGUGGUCACUACCAAAUACUUCAAAAAACGAUUAGCUCUUUCUACAGCUAUUGCCCGUUCAGGGAUGGGACUGACAUUUCUGUUGGCGCCUUUUACAAAAGUCCUGAUAGAUCUAUAUGACUGGACAGGUGCCCUUAUAUUAUUUGGAGCAAUCACAUUGCAUUUGGUGCCUUCUAGUAUGCUCUUGAGACCCACCCAUAUCAAAAGCGAGAGCAAUUCCGAUAUUAAAGAUAAAAGUAGCAGCUUUUCUGCAAGUGGUCCAGAGGCAGCAUGUGGGACAGAAACAUCAUGCCGCAGUGAGAUACAAGAGUCUGCCAUCAGGGACAAUACUAUGCAGGAUGGACAACCUGGUAUAAGUUUAACAGUCUCACAAAAUCAAAAUGAAGAGUUCAACAAUGAACCUAACAGGAACAGACUCUUCCAAAAAACUAAUGAAGAAAGUUAUGGGAAUAAGACUAUUUUGUGGAGCUGCAAACAAAAACUCUUUGAUUUUUCUCUUCUUAAGAAUCCUUUUUUCUACAUAUUUACGUGGUCUUUUCUCCUCAGUCAGUUGGCAUAUUUCAUCCCCACCUUUCACCUGGUAGCCAGAGCCAAAACACUGGGGAUUAAUAUCAUGGACGCCUCCUACCUCGUUUCUGUAGCUGGUAUCAUUGAGACAGUCAGUCAGAUUAUCUCCGGAUGGGUUGCUGAUCAAAACUGGAUCAAGAAGUAUCAUUACCACAAGUCUUACCUCAUCCUCUGCGGCAUCACUAACCUGCUUGCUCCUUUUGCCACCACAUUUCCACUACUUAUGACCUAUACCAUCUUCUUUGCCAUUUUCUCCGGUGGUUACCUGGCAUUGAUACUUCCUGUACUGGUUGAUCUGUCUGGGAAUUCUAUGGUACACAGGUUCUUGGGGCUUGCCAGUUUCUUUGCUGGGAUGGCUGUCCUUUCUGGACCACCUUUAGCAGGCUGGUUAUAUGAUUAUACCCAGACAUACACCGGCUCCUUCUACCUCUCGGGCAUAUGCUAUCUCCUCUCUUCAGUUUCCCUUUUCUUUGUACCACUGGCUGAGAGAUGGAAAAACAGUCUGACCAGAAAGAGAGAGGACUGCAAUCAAGUGAGAGCUUAACAAAAGAAAGUCUAAACUAAAAGUCACUGGAAACAAAAGCAUGGAAGAAAAGUACCCGCAUUUGUAAACUAAGAAGGUGAACCACAUAAUUUUUUAAGGUUCCUUUUUGCUUUAGCACUCUGAAGAAUGUCUAACUGGUGGUAAGAAAAGAGUAAUAGCAACUUAAAUUAAACUCUGUUAGUAUUUAAUCAAAUAGGCUAAAAUUUUAAUCAGUUGAAGCAGUUACUUUAGAUAUUAAAUGAAAAUCAGAAUGUACUGUAAUAAUAAAUUAACCAAAC